This is a messenger RNA of Pseudozyma hubeiensis SY62, 1812 nucleotides long. Its product is annotated as ammonium transporter. Gene Ontology annotation, cellular component: plasma membrane. NCBI's taxonomy places the organism in Eukaryota, Fungi, Basidiomycota, Ustilaginomycetes, Ustilaginales, Ustilaginaceae. Gene Ontology annotation, molecular function: ammonium channel activity. The transcript is spliced from 2 exons. The coding region runs from base 1 to 1812 and encodes 603 amino acids. Gene Ontology annotation, biological process: ammonium transmembrane transport. The record is from RefSeq and is a predicted model, not a curated record.
AUGGAUGAAGUCUGCCCACAAGACAUACGAGCCCACGACGAUCAGAUCGGCGGAUGCAGUGCAGCACACAUUGCUAGAUCGGGCCCUGCCAGCUUGCCUUCCUCGUUCGGUCGAGCAGCAUCUCGCAUUCGUCGCAGCUGUCACAUCUCUGCGACACGAUCCAUCCCACCUCUGGAGAUCCUCCCUGACUUGCGCCCGUCGGCAAGUUCCGUUUUUACGCACAAAAUGGUCAACAUCACCUACGGUGUGCUCCAGGCACCCGAUGGCAGCUCGGCCAGAUCGAGCGCCAUCGCCAACGGAACCGACAUCAUCGUCUCGUACGGUCCCAACGGCGAGAGCGUCGCCUCCUACUCGCCCGGUGACAUUGGCUGGGUGCUCACAUGUACCGCCCUCGUCUGGCUUAUGAUUCCCGGUCUCGGAUAUCUCUACUCUGGUCUCGCACGCAGAAAGAAUGCGCUCCACCUGCUUUUGCUCACCCUGGCUGCGCUCGCCGUCGUUUCGUUCCAGUGGUUCUUCUGGGGCUACUCGCUCGCUUUCUCUCAGACCUCGGGCGCUUUCCUCGGCAAUCUGCGCAACUUUGGCUACAUGGGCGUGCUCGAGAACCCCGUGUCGCAGGCGUACAACAAGGUGCCCGAGAUCGUCUACGCCAUCUACCAGUGCAUGUUCGCCAACCUCGUUCCCGCCAUUGCUAUCGGUGCCGCUUGUGAGCGUGGCCGAGUCUGGCCUUUCCUCGUCUUCACCUUUAUCUGGACCACGCUCGUCUACGACGUGAUCGCUUGCUGGGUGUGGAACCCCACCGGUUGGGCCUUCAAGUGGGGUGUUCUCGACUACGCCGGCGGUGGACCCGUCGAGAUCAACUCGGGUAUCACCGGUCUCGUCAUCUCGUACUACCUCGGCCCCCGUCACGGCUACGGCACCGAGCGCCUGCUGUUCAAGCCUCACAACGUCUCGUACAUCUUCCUGGGCACCGCCUUCCUCUGGUUCGGCUGGCUCGGAUUCAACGGCGGUUCGGUGUUUGCUGCCAACCUGCGUGCUGCCAUGGCCAUCAGCACCACCAACCUCGCCGCUUCGUCCGCCGGUCUCACUUGGAUGCUCCUCGAUUGGCGUCUCGAGCGCAAGUGGUCCGUCGUUGGCUUCUGCACCGGUUGCAUUGCCGGUCUCGUCGCCAUCACGCCCGCUGCCGGCUUCGUCGGCAUGCCCGCUGCUCUGCUCAUUGGUGUCGUCUCGGCGGCCGUUUCCAACUUUGCCACCGUUCUCAAGGGUCCCAUGCGCGUCGACGAUGUCAUGGACAUUUUCUCCGUCCACGCUCUUGCCGGCUACGUCGGCACUUUGCUCACCGGUAUCUUUGCCCAGGCCUCGGUAGCCAACAACGACGGCAACACGGUCAUCACCGGUGGCUGGCUCGAUGGCAACUGGAUCCAGCUUGCCUAUCAGCUCGCCUACUGUGUCGCCGUCACCUCUUGGUGUGCUGGUGUCACCUUUGCCAUCAUGUUUGUCGUUGACCACACUCCUUUCAUCGGUCCCUUCCGAUCGAGCGAGAUGGGUGAGGUGGUCGGUAUGGACGAGGAUCAGUGUGGCGAGUGGGCCUACGACUACGCCUUUAUCAACCGUGAUCUCGAGGGCAACUACAAGCCCGACCACGGUCAGACGCUCGACAUGCACGAAAAGAUGCCCAACGUCCACCAGACCGACUCGCUGCGCUCUGGCGCGGACAGCGGCAGCCAGGACAACUCCAACUCGCAGCUGGCCUCUGGUGACCAGAACGCAACCUCGGCAACAACCGAGGCUCCAGCGACGCAAACACAGGCAUGA